Molecule: messenger RNA, 886 nt
Organism: Orbicella faveolata
Lineage: Eukaryota; Metazoa; Cnidaria; Anthozoa; Scleractinia; Merulinidae
Product: splicing factor 3B subunit 6-like
Cellular component (GO): cytoplasm; nucleus
Molecular function (GO): mRNA binding
Source: RefSeq, a predicted model, not a curated record
UUGUGUUGCGACGGGAAAAUCAUGGCGCUUCAAAACCAAAGGAAAGCAAAUGUCCGAUUACCUCCAGAGGUCAACAGAAUUUUGUAUGUGAGGAAUUUGCCCUACAAGAUAACAACGGAAGAAAUGUAUGACAUAUUUGGUAAAUACGGAGGAAUCAGACAAAUCAGGGUUGGUAAUGCACCUGAAACAAGAGGAACAGCAUUUGUGGUGUAUGAAGAUAUUUUUGAUGCCAAAAAUGCCUGUGAUCACUUGUCCGGCUUCAAUGUAUGUAACCGAUACCUGGUUGUACUGUACUACCAGUCCACCAAGGCUUUCCAGAAAUUGGACAAGGAAAAGAAGAGACAAGAACUGGAAAAAAUAAGGGAAACAUAUGGAAUCAGCAAAGACAAGUAGUGAUAGAAAGAAAAACUGUAAAUGUGUAUUUAAUUUACGAGGUACCUAAGGCUGGAAUGUAAAGGGAAAAAAAAAGUUUAGGGGCCUGUUAUUUUGAAGGUCCCGAAAAGUGUUUGCACCCAGAAAGCCGUAGCAAAAUUUCAAACCUUUCUGGGGCUUUCGAGAAACGGGUCCCUGGAACUUGCCUUUGAGCAUACUUAAUAGCCUACAAGCAAGCUCUUCACGUGGCAACUUCCUUUUCCCACGAAGAGCCUGCUCGCAGACUGCUACUCAAUGAAUCGAGCACCCUAAGACCAACUGUACAUUAUGAACUUUUCUUUUCAGUCAUUUUCAUUUUCUCUAAGACAUGUGUUUUGUAUGUUACUGUCUUUCUUGUCUUGUCAUUUAAAAAGUAGCUGGCAAAUGUAGUGAGAUUUCUAGUUACAUUACAGUCACAGUGAAAAGGCUGCAGAGCAGAUCUGGUUGAUUCAAUAAAUGACAUAUUUGGACUAAA